Telopea speciosissima is the source of this 849-nucleotide messenger RNA. RefSeq names its product ras-related protein RABA2a-like. The transcript has 3 exons. Lineage: Eukaryota; Viridiplantae; Streptophyta; Magnoliopsida; Proteales; Proteaceae. The record is from RefSeq and is a predicted model, not a curated record. Gene Ontology annotation, cellular component: endosome. Gene Ontology annotation, molecular function: GTP binding; GTPase activity. Bases 60 to 707 code for a protein of 215 amino acids.
UAGAUCUUUUCUUCUCUCCUCCUCGGAAAAAAAAGUUUCUGCCAAAACAAAUCCAAUUGAUGGCGAGGAGACCGGACGAAGAAUACGAUUACCUCUUCAAGGUCGUAUUAAUCGGAGAUUCUGGUGUUGGCAAAUCCAAUCUCCUGUCCAGAUUCACCCGGAAUGAGUUCUGCUUGGAGUCCAAAUCCACCAUUGGCGUCGAAUUCGCUACCCGAACCGUUCAGGUGGAGGGGAAGACAAUAAAAGCACAGAUAUGGGACACAGCAGGGCAAGAGCGCUACAGAGCGAUAACCAGUGCUUACUACCGGGGUGCCCUUGGAGCCCUUCUGGUAUAUGAUGUUACGAAACUAAUGACAUUUGAUAAUGUUAGUAGAUGGUUGAAGGAGCUGCGGGACCAUGCUGACUCAAAUAUUGUAAUUAUGCUAAUUGGUAAUAAGACUGAUCUCAAGCAUCUCCGAGCAGUGGCCACUGAAGAUGCACAAGGCUUUGCAGAGAAGGAAGGCCUAUCAUUCAUUGAGACUUCUGCACUGGAAGCUACGAAUGUUGAGAAGUCUUUCCAGACCAUCCUUGCAGAAAUAUACCGGAUAAUUAGUAAGAAGAAUCUCUCUUCAAACGGGCCUGCACCUGAAAACAUUAAAGAAGGGAAGACAAUUGAUGUCUCAGGAUCAGAGAUGAACACCAAGAAGUCAUGCUGCUCUUCAUCUUAGUUUAGACUCCUUAUUGUCUAUUACCUGGUUUGUUUUUUCUUUUAGGAGUUUGAAAUUGAUUCUUGGAUUUCACUGUAUUUUGCUUCAUGAUAUCAGAAACAGGAGGAAUUCAUAUUUUAGUAAAUGAUCAAAAUAUUAUUAU